GGGUGACUUCCCAGUUGUGAGCCACCUGACAUCAUGCGAUGCAUGUGCAUACUAGCAGGCGGGGACAUGGAGCUUCGGAAAGCUCUCAAAACAAAGGCAUCUCCCCAAACAAUCGCUUGCCCUAUCUACUAUUUCCUUUGCUGGAUUUCAGAGACUAAGUAAACAUAUCUCGUCAAAAUACCUAGUAUGUCGGCAUCAGCACUCCUGAAAAGUCGUGUCAGACGACCCAGCUAUCUUAACAAGAUUGCUAAAGCCGAGGAUUUGAUGCACCAUUUCCCCAAUGGUAGUUACGUCGGCUGGUCUGGGUUUACUGGUGUCGGUUAUCCGAAAAAGGUACCCACAGCCAUGGCUGAUCAUGUCGAAAAGAACGGCCUCCAAGGCCAACUCAAGUACAACCUUUUUGUUGGCGCCUCCUCUGGUGCUGAAACAGAAAAUCGAUGGGCUAAACUCAACAUGAUUGAGCGACGUGCUCCUCACCAGGUCGGCAAGGAGAUUGCGAAAGGCAUCAACAAUGGCAACAUCAAGUUCUUCGACAAGCACUUGAGCAUGUUCCCUGUGGACUUGAUGUACGGAUUUUACACGAGGGAAAAGGCCAACAACCGCCUGGAUGUUGCUAUUGUGGAAGCCAGUGCCAUAACCGAAGACGGCGGAAUUAUUCCUGGUGCUUCGGUCGGUGCCUCUCCCGAGAUCAUACAGAUGGCAGAUAAGAUCAUCAUCGAGGUCAAUACUGCGGCUCCCUCAUUCGAAGGUCUUCACGAUAUCACCAUGACAGAUCUUCCGCCUCGUCGAAAGCCAUAUUUGAUCAUGGCUCCUGAGGACCGCAUUGGCACUCCUCACAUCCCUAUCGACCCUGAGCGUGUUGUUGCAAUUAUCGAAUCAGACUAUCCUGAUCAGACCCAGCCUAACGCGCCCGAAGACGAUACCAGCAGAGCCAUUGCCAGCAAUCUCAUUGAGUUCCUAAAGUACGAAGUUAGCAAGGGACGCUUGCCCGAGAACCUUCUACCUCUUCAGUCGGGUAUCGGUAACAUCGCCAACGCCGUUAUUGGCGGACUCGCCUCUGGAGGUGCCAACUUCAAGAACCUCAAGGUCUGGACCGAAGUCCUUCAAGACUCUUUCCUUGACCUUUUUGACUCGGGCAAUCUUGACUUUGCCACAGCGACAUCCAUUCGCUUCUCGCCCGACGGUUUCAAGCGCUUCUACGAUAAUUGGGAGAAUUACUAUCCCAAACUUCUUCUCCGUAGCCAGGCAGUUUCCAACUCACCUGAAGUUAUUCGUCGUCUUGGUGUCAUCGGAAUGAACACUCCUGUGGAGGUCGACAUCUAUGCCCACGCCAACAGCACAUGUGUCUUGGGCUCGCGCAUGCUCAACGGUCUUGGUGGAAGUGCCGACUUCUUGAGAUCAGCAAAAUACUCGAUCAUGCACACCCCUUCCACCCGUCCAAGCAAGACUGAUCCUACUGGUGUUUCUUGCAUUGUUCCCAUGUGUACCCAUGUCGACCAGACCGAACAUGAUCUCGAUGUUGUCGUCACCGAGCAAGGUUUCGCCGAUGUUCGUGGCCUGUCUCCUCGCGAGCGAGCUCGUGUCAUCAUCAAGAAAUGUGCUCACCCAGACUACGUGCCUAUACUUGAGGAUUACUUUAACAAAGCCGAGUUCGAGUGUUUGCGUAAGGGUAUGGGCCAUGAGCCACACAUGCUCUUCAACUCAUUCGACAUGCACAAGCAUCUUGUAGAUCACGGGACCAUGAAACUUGACAAGUGGGACUGGUAUGGUUAAAUGUGUAACUGGAUGUAGUCGUUCUCUGUUGUAGACUUCUGUUCAAACCAUUAACAUGAUAGAUACCAAAUGUGCUUACAUU
Aureobasidium pullulans EXF-150 is the source of this 1855-nucleotide messenger RNA. RefSeq lists its product as uncharacterized. Gene Ontology annotation, biological process: acetate metabolic process. Lineage: Eukaryota; Fungi; Ascomycota; Dothideomycetes; Dothideales; Saccotheciaceae. Gene Ontology annotation, molecular function: acetyl-CoA hydrolase activity; acetate CoA-transferase activity. Bases 187 to 1773 code for a protein of 528 amino acids. Gene Ontology annotation, cellular component: mitochondrion. The transcript has 3 exons. The record is from RefSeq and is a predicted model, not a curated record.